AUGCCUAGAAUACUACCAUUGCUUCUACUCAUCGCCACAACGUGCAAUGCGGCUCGUCCCCAAAUGUUCGAAGUGGAAUCCGCAGUUGAGUUUCAAAAAGAAGAAGAGGCAAUUUUGUUGGAAGAAAUGAGGAUGAUGCGGCAAACGCAGGCAAAGAAUGCUAAUGUCAAUGCUAAUGCUAAUGCUAAUGCUAAUGUCAAUGCUGUAACAACGCCAGAAGCCUUGAACCAUGCUGCCAUGGAACGAGAAGAGGCAGCAGCAGCAGUUGAAGGAGACAGCAAGGAAUCAUUAACAGAAACAGAGACUGUGUUACCUGUUGUGAAUCGGAACGAUGAUCCUCCCAAGCAACACCAGCAGCAACGACAACAUCAGACACUCCUUCGAGCCACCAGGGAAGCAUUUCAAAGAGAAGAACAAGAAGCAGAACAGCAGCAUACAGAAGGCACUACGCCAUCGCGGUCAAGGCGUCUCCGCACGGCCACCACCACUGGUCCACAACAACUUGAACAACAAAAGCAACAACAACGAACAAGACGAACCACCACGUACUUGGAAAAUCUGAAUCAAAAGACGCACAGCGUCGCCAUUCAAUCCUUUUAUCAAACGACGACCGAGGAACCCAAUCGACCGCUGCUCGAAUCCACUGGGAAACGACUCAACAAGGUCGCUCUCGAAAUGUUGUUUGAAGAAGAACUUUUGGAAGAAAUGCUGGAAAUUGCCCAAAGCAGCAUGGCGAGGUAG
Molecule: messenger RNA, 741 nt
Organism: Cylindrotheca closterium
Lineage: Eukaryota; Bacillariophyta; Bacillariophyceae; Bacillariales; Bacillariaceae
Source: the annotation of a GenBank genome assembly